AUUUGAUGUCAAACGCCGAUCGGUCUAAGCCACGCCCACUGUGAUGUUCACAUGACACAGAGGAUGCGCACGAACAUUAUCUUCCGGAUAGAAAACACGCAAGGAAAAUGUCAGAGAAGGACACGGAAACCUUUGACGUGAUGGAGCUGGCAGAGCAUGUCAAGAAACAACGCUGGUGGAACAAGAUGUUCGGUAAAAAUAACUCUGGAGCCGCUGCGGAGAAGUACUCCGUUGCAACACAGCUGGCCAUUGGAGGAGUGAGCGGCUGGUGUGCAGGGUACUUGUUUCAGAAAGUUGGGAAGCUUGCAGCAUCAGCUGUAGGAGGAGGCUUCUUUUUGCUCCAGAUUGCUCAUCACACGGGCUACAUUAAAGUAGACUGGAAACGAGUCGAGCAAGACGUGAACAAGGCAAAGAAGCAGCUGAAACUGAAUUCAGAGCCUCCUAAAGAAGUGAGGACCAAAAUUAAUGAGGUGCAAGUAUUUGUCAAGAAAAACAUUGUUCUCACAGGAGGCUUUGCUGGUGGAUUUCUGCUUGGUCUGGCUUCAUAGGAUCUCUCAUUGUAACGUCUUAUACUCCGAGGAUGUCAUCUAACAUCAGAUUACAGCUUCUGUGUGAUAUUGCAGCUUGUAUUUAACUCAUCACUCCUUUAUCAGAUCAAGAUUUGAUUCUUAAGAUGUCUAUAUCUAUAUAUAGGAAACGUAUAUCAAUGCUAGAAUGUAUGGUUUCAGUUUUUGGAUUGUGCAUUGUUUUUAGUUUGUACUUUAAGCCCUGGUUAAUUUUUUUGUUUAUUUGAAAAUUUUGCUAAUAUUAAUUUUGCACGAACCAAGACUUGAAAAGUUAGCCUAUUUAAACAUGUAAAUAGUUGAAACAUUUGAAAAUGUCCCUUUAAAACCCCUAUCUAACCUUGUGGCUUUAUGUCAUGCUGACUAAGCUAAAUGCUUUUAAACCCUGAUGUUCAAACUUAAGCUAUUUCUGUACUAAAUCUGGACAUUACUCCAAAGACCAAGGGGUCGAUAAAAGUUGUAAUUUUAUUCAAUAAUGACAGAAAAGUUCCCAGUAAAUAGACAAUCAGGUUUUAAAC
Messenger RNA from Carassius auratus (goldfish), 1081 nucleotides. Its product is annotated as FUN14 domain-containing protein 2. The transcript is spliced from 5 exons. Gene Ontology annotation, biological process: autophagy of mitochondrion. NCBI's taxonomy places the organism in Eukaryota, Metazoa, Chordata, Actinopteri, Cypriniformes, Cyprinidae. The record is from RefSeq and is a predicted model, not a curated record. The coding region runs from base 108 to 548 and encodes 146 amino acids. Gene Ontology annotation, cellular component: mitochondrial outer membrane.